AUGAACAUCUUACUUCUUCUGGUUAGGCUUCAAACAAGGCCGAGCGUGCACGGUCUGCUUCUUGGAUGGUUACCUGAUUGGCCAAUGACAAGAACCACUAGACUCAAUGACUCGCCAACACCCACACUUAUUGGGACCGAUGAGUUCACGGCGCUCGGACCUGAGGUACAAUCCUUGUUAGCGAAAUGCGUACCAAAGCUCGACAUAGCAUUGACGGACAUUCACAGAGCCUGCUGGAACCGUCUCACCCGUCGCGUCCCAGCUGCUACCAAUUCUGUGGAGGAAGCCCGACUAUCACAUUUGUUGAUCACAUCAUGGGCAAAGGCAGUCAACCCACUUGUUGAUGGUCUUAUCGAGCUGCUGGGCUCCGACCCUGACCCCGAAUUGGUCAGGCGGCUUCUUGGGAUUGAUGUGGAGGAGGACAGCGACAGCGACGAUAGACUACCUCAUCACCUGAGCUCCGAUCAUAAUGAGGGAAGGAGCCCGUACCUCACACAUUACCAACUCCAAGGGAAGCCCUGGAUGGAUACUGUACAUGACGAAAUGAGUGCUGAGGCUGUCAUGACUCUCACAACACCUGAAAGUUAUUCUUGCCGGGCGGAAGAACGAUUCGAGUCUGAUGCACCGAGGUGCAACGUCGAAUGA
This is a messenger RNA of Tremella mesenterica DSM 1558, 645 nucleotides long. RefSeq lists its product as uncharacterized. The coding region runs from base 1 to 645 and encodes 214 amino acids. The transcript is spliced from 6 exons. The record is from RefSeq and is a predicted model, not a curated record. Lineage: Eukaryota; Fungi; Basidiomycota; Tremellomycetes; Tremellales; Tremellaceae.